This is a messenger RNA of Argentina anserina (silverweed cinquefoil), 1573 nucleotides long. RefSeq lists its product as uncharacterized. The transcript is spliced from 9 exons. NCBI's taxonomy places the organism in Eukaryota, Viridiplantae, Streptophyta, Magnoliopsida, Rosales, Rosaceae. The coding region runs from base 54 to 1322 and encodes 422 amino acids. The record is from RefSeq and is a predicted model, not a curated record.
AGCAAACCAGAGAGUAGCGAGUUCAGUUCAGACGGCGCGAAACCAAGUCGGAAAUGUCGAAAUCGUCCUCGGCCCUCUACGAGCUUCUCCUCCAAUUAUCGGAGCCGAUCUCCGAGGCUCUGAGCAAAGCGCCGUACACGCCGUCACAGAGCGCCACCGUCUCCGUCAAAGCGCUACUGGAGCCUCUCCUUCCUCGGAAACCUAACCCUAACGUCGACGGAGCUCACCUCCGCGCCUCAAUCCGAGACUUCACUCUCGCCUGUGCUCUACUCUCCGCCUCGCAAUCCUCAAGCCACGAGCUUCUCUCCUGGAUCCCCAACCACCUCGCCGCCGCAGCCGAUCGGGCGUUUGCGGAGUUUUCAGGAGCAUAUUCCGAUCACGGCGAGAAAUCCGGUGACGGUUUGGUGGCGGAGUUGAUGCCUGAGGUGAUGCCUUUGCUGAAGGAGAGGAUCAAGGAGAGCUCGAUUGAUAAGACGACGGAGGGGGAUGAGGUGUCGGCGGCGUCGGCGAGAGUGCCAGUAGGGUUUGCCGUUGUGGCUGCUUAUCAGUUUAGGUGGUUUGUUACUCAGAUUGAUUAUUCGCAUUCGAGGAAGCUGUGUGCUUUGGCUGUUCCUUGUGGCUUGACGGCUCUGGAUCACUGGUCGCCGGAGAUUAAAGGGCAGGGCAUGAUAAGCUUUAUACAUAUUGUGAAAAGUGUAGAUGCUGCUGAGCUAGCUUGGUGUCAAGAUGCAAUUCUUGAUGCGUGCUGCCAUAAUAUUGCUUCUAGUGAUGAGAUAUGGCAUCUUGUGGUGGAGAUGUCAGUACUUGUGGUGACGCGUACCCAGCAGAGUAAUCCUCGUAGUGUGUGGUUUGAUAAAAUUUUAAAUGAGAUGUUAACUCACCUGGAGCGUCAGCCUAGGAACAAGGAGCGCCGUGUUGCAUGGCUUCGGUAUGUAGAGCCACUCUUUAAUGGUGUUGGUCUGGUGUUACUAGCGAAUUUCAGGCGAAUUUUCCCUCUUUUCUUUAAGUGGAUGCAUGCUGAUGAUGAUGACACUGUUUUACUGGUUCUCAAACAGAUUGAAACAGUUAUAAAGCUAACAUGGAUUAGGAAUACACCAUAUGUGGAAAGGUUGGUGGAUGAACUUGCAACGUUGCACAAGGAGGCAGCAUUGAAAAGGUCUCGUGAAGAAAUUAGAAAUCCUGUCAGUCGUAUACUGAUCCUGCUCCAUCAAUGCAAAGGUCUGCAAUUUGAAGCAGCCUGGGGCAAGCAUAGAGAUGAUCCGAACUUGGCAACAAUUGCUCCAUCUUUAAGUGAAAGAAGAUCAGCAAUGGUUUUCCAGUGAUGCCGGGUCUUUAGUCUUUUGUACAGAACAAGAUGAUAUGCAGAUGGGCGUGCCAUUAUGAAUUUUACUGAUUUUAGCUUUAUGAUUCAUUUAUUCCGAGAACACACGUAGUUAGAUAUGGCUAAGAUGAGUAAGAUCCUCACCUACCUUGAGAUCGUAUGCACUUUGUUCAUCUCUCCCUUAAUCUCCAUAUACUGUAGAAUGGAUCAUCUUCAUCGUUCACAUAAUAGAAGUAUUUAGUCUUGGCACAA